Messenger RNA from Etheostoma spectabile (orangethroat darter), 1827 nucleotides. Its product is annotated as sodium/potassium/calcium exchanger 2. NCBI's taxonomy places the organism in Eukaryota, Metazoa, Chordata, Actinopteri, Perciformes, Percidae. The annotation marks the transcript as partial. Gene Ontology annotation, cellular component: plasma membrane. Gene Ontology annotation, molecular function: calcium channel activity; calcium, potassium:sodium antiporter activity. The transcript is spliced from 9 exons. Gene Ontology annotation, biological process: long-term synaptic potentiation; intracellular calcium ion homeostasis; calcium ion transmembrane transport. The record is from RefSeq and is a predicted model, not a curated record.
CCCUUUUCUCUCCUCUCAUCCGAGACGGGAGGGAUGCUGCUGCUGCUGCUGUGAGGGAGAGAGGUGAACGCAGUUGGAAAAGCAGGGCUUUUUUUUUUUUUUUUUUUUUUUUUUUUUUCUUUCUCCCUCCUCUCCUCCAGAGCUCCUCCUCUGCCGUCGGAGAGCGGACACCGGGCACAUUUUUUUGCUCAAUGAGAGCAAGAGGGCACCGGAGAGGAUUUGCGGCUGUUUUCCUCGCCUCUGUCUAAGAGGCUAAUAUGAAGACAUCAUUUGGCAAACCAGACCCCGGAAAGCACCCCCAAUCCUUUCAACCCAUUUGAAACCGAAGACAGCGUCAUGCAUUGUCUCCCGUAAAAGCCUGCGCCCUGCUCUUCCUACCCAGCCAUUGACCGCGAGGACACCCCGAGCUGCACAGACAUGGGUCCAGAUCAACCCUGCACGGGCGCCCUGGAGAGAAGGACCACGUCGGGGGCCGCCUGUAAGCAGCAGGCCCACCGGUGCCUGCGGAAAAAGCUGAGGCCGGUGCGAAUCGUGGGGUUCGUCCUCAGCCUGGUGGCCCUAAGUGCUGUCUCCUUCAGUGCCUUGACCUGGAGCUCAGCGGGUUUCAGUGAGCCGGUGCUCCCCCGGGAAAGUCUCCACCUGUCGACCCCCCACAGGACUCUGCUUUUCACCCAACACCAGAGGGACCCCAAUGUGUCAGCCGACACGCCAACAGCCAUGAAAUCUACAGCCCAGUUCAACGAGACCCAGGGGGAGUACCCGCCAGACCUUUUCACUCGUGAGGAGCGGCGCCAGGGAGCCGUGGUCCUCUACAUAUUUGGCAUGAUCUACAUGUUCAUCGCUUUAGCCAUAGUGUGUGACGAGUUCUUCGUCCCGGCGCUGACGGUCAUCACGGAGAAGCUGUCCAUUUCCGACGACGUGGCGGGCGCCACCUUCAUGGCGGCGGGCGGCUCGGCCCCGGAGCUCUUCACCUCCAUCAUCGGGGUCUUCAUCUCGCACAGCAACGUGGGCAUCGGGACCAUCGUGGGCUCGGCCGUCUUCAACAUCCUCUUUGUGAUCGGGAUGUGCGCCAUCUUCUCCAAGGAGAUCCUCAACCUGACGUGGUGGCCCCUGUUCCGCGACGUCUCCUUCUACAUCCUGGAUCUGAUCAUGCUCAUCAUCUUCUUCCUGGAUAACUUCAUCUCCAUGUGGGAAAGUAUCACGCUGCUCUCGGCCUACGCCGCCUACGUGAUCUUCAUGAAGUGCAACAGCACGGUGGAGAACUUCGUCAAGGGUUGCAUGAACAAGAACCAAGUGGUGGAAGUAGAAGUGCAGCCCAAGGAAAGUCCCGGGGCGCCGGAGGAUGACGGCAAGCUGUCGGCCAGGCCCCGGCUUCAGAGGGGGGGUAGUUCCGCCUCCCUGCACAACAGCUUGAUGAGGAACAGCAUUUUCCAGCUGAUGAUUCACACGCUGGACCCUUUAAGUGAAGAAUUUGCUGACUCUGAGCUUGGGACUUAUGGGAAACUAAAAUAUUAUCACUCAAUGACUGAGGAAGGUAAAUUUCGAGAGAAGGCAUCCAUCCUCCACAAGAUCGCUAAAAAGAAAUGCCAAGUGGAGGACAGUGAGAAGGCCAACGGGGUUGCAAGCCGCUCAGACAAGAACCUUCCAAACAGCUCCAGCGUGGAAGUGGAGGUGACACCACCCAUGAAUGGCACAGCAGGUCAAGAGGGAGAGACGGCUGAGGAAGAGGAGGAGGAGGACCAGCCUCUGAGCCUGUCCUGGCCCGAGUCCAACCGCAAGCGCCUCACCUACCUCCUAAUCAUCCCCAUUGUCCUCCCCCUGUGGAUC